CCGAGCAGCCCCGCGGUGAUCUCACCCGAGACUUGCCGAGGGAGGGAGAGAAGGAGGGGAAGGAAUGGGGCGGGGAGGCGGGGAGGCGAGGGGAGUGGAGGGGAGGGAAGGGCGAGUGCGGCGCCGCCACCGCCGGCAACUUUGUGAGCGAGUUCAGUGCGUGCUUGAGCGAGUGAGCGAAAAAGUCAGUGCGGCGCCGACUUCCCGGGAGGAGGGUCCCCGGGGAGGGCCAGGGAGAGCGCGCGGCGGACCCACCCCGGACGCGCGGUGGCACCGGGAGGCCGGGCCGAGCGGUAUGGCGGUAUUAGAGCAGAUGGAAGGCUGGAGUUUGAGCUUAAGUUGUGUGAAAACUUCAUCAGCCAAUUGGCUGACUCUUAAUGGUGAGACAGGAAGAACCACCCACGUUUUCCAUUUUGGAUUUGAGUCACAGAAAACAGGUUUCCUGCAGAAACCAUUUGGCUUCAACAAGUGUUCAGUUUUGAAUGUGAAUGGCAGUAAACCUAAUACCCAAGAUUUCUGUGUAAGAAGUAGAUCAGAAGGCCUACACGUUCAGGUUCUGAGAGAAUACCUCAAGUUGGACUCAAAAGCAAGAUUUACUACUGACUUCGAAGUGGAAGAAGGUUGUUCACUAUUAAUAUGGAUGCUAUUGUCUAAAUUUCUGCAGCCAUGGUACAAGAAUAUGAGAAAGCAUGGGAUUGUGGCAAUCACAGAGGCCCAGUAACACAAGUUCCGUUCAGUUUUUUCUGAAAGAAAGCUGUCUGUGAAAGCGAAGCAAAGGGAACCAUUGUGGAUUAUAAUGUUUUGAAG
Lutra lutra (Eurasian river otter) is the source of this 807-nucleotide messenger RNA. RefSeq lists its product as uncharacterized. Lineage: Eukaryota; Metazoa; Chordata; Mammalia; Carnivora; Mustelidae. The record is from RefSeq and is a predicted model, not a curated record. The transcript has 7 exons. Bases 65 to 721 code for a protein of 218 amino acids.